Rasamsonia emersonii CBS 393.64 is the source of this 1584-nucleotide messenger RNA. Its product is annotated as FAD binding domain protein. The record is from RefSeq and is a predicted model, not a curated record. Bases 1 to 1584 code for a protein of 527 amino acids. The transcript has 4 exons. NCBI's taxonomy places the organism in Eukaryota, Fungi, Ascomycota, Eurotiomycetes, Eurotiales, Trichocomaceae.
AUGUUCACCGACGAAGAGCACCAGCGGUACCACUGGAUCAGGAAGCACAGCGGCCGGAUGAAUCUGGUGCGGGCGCACAACCGGAAAAUGAAGGGCGUGAGGGCGCAGCGAUAUGUCGGACUCAACGAUGACGACAACAACGAAAAGAAAGGCAAAGACCAUUGCUUCAAAUGCAAGGUCAACAAUAACAGCAACAGGUCGCGAUUCUCCACCCUCGUCCUCGACAGCACCAGCGACCGCUGGAUGGAGCAAUGGAACCGCUCCUUCCGCAUGCUGGAGAUCGAUCAGCUGCGCAGUCCCAUGUUCUUCCAUGUCGACCCCAGCGAUCGCGACGGCUUGCUGGCGUACACGCGAGAGAACGGCCGCGAAGGGGAGCUGUGCGAGUUGUCGGGGUGUGUAGGACAAGAGUUGAGUAAGCAUAAGAGGAAGAAGAUGCGAUCCAAGACACGCAGUACCCCCCGAGAAGUUGAGAUCGAUGAGCGCGACCGGAAGGACUAUUUCACGCCGUCAACGCAACUUUUCCUGGAUUACUGCUCGUCCAUCGUGACCCGUUACGGGCUGGACCGUCCCGGGCAGAUCCUGCAAUCGGAGGUCCAAGACAUCCAAUUCGGCGAGAUACCAGGCUUAUCGACAGACGGUAAGAAACUGUUCACACUAUCCACCUCCAAGGGGACCUUUUACAGUCGCGCUGUGGUCUUGGCCGUCGGUCCCGGCCAUGCGAAAAUGCUCCCCUGGGAACUGUCCCCAGAGGAGCAGAUGGGCGCCUGCCAUGCUCUUGAUAUUGGGACUUUCCCCAGCCCUCAUGUCUGGAAGAAGAUCAAGCAGGGUCUGGAGACGAAUGUGGUCGUCGUGGGCGGAGGACUGUCCUCGGCGCAGGUCGUCGACAUGGCUGUUCGGAAGGGGGUAACCAAAGUCUGGCAUCUUGUUCGCGGGGAUCUUAAGGUCAAGCACUUUGACGUCAGUCUGAACUGGGUAGGCAAGUUCCGCAACUAUGAAAAGGCCGUCUUCUGGUCUGCAGACGACGAUGCAGAACGAUUCCAAAUGCUCCAGACAGCCCGCAACGGCGGCAGCAUCACCCCCCGAUUCCAGAAAAUCCUCAAGCAGCAUAUCGCCCGCCAGCGACUCUCGAUCCACACGCGCACCGUCAUCACCGACAAGCACUUCGACCCCGUCUCCAAGACGUGGCGACUGACGACGAACCCGCCCAUCGCGGACCUGCCGCCGCGCAUCGACUACAUUUACUUCGCGACGGGCAUGAAGGCGGACGUGCGUGAACUGCCGCUGCUGCGGUCGAUGAAUCGCGACUACCCAAUCGAGGUCCUGCACGGCCUGCCCUGUCUGACGGACGACCUCAUGUGGAAGCCGGACGUGCCGCUCUUCGUGACAGGCCGGCUGGCAGCGCUGCGGUUGGGUCCUGCUGGGCCGAAUCUCGAGGGGGCGCGACUGGGAGCAGAACGAGUGGCAUGGGGGUUGGAUGCGAUGUUUGCAGAUGGCAGGAAGGAUGAUGGGAACCAGCCAGAGGAGCAGCUGCAAAACGCGUUUUGCGGGUUGGGGAAUCGAUACGCUGGGUUGACAGAGGUGUAA